Messenger RNA from Symbiodinium sp. CCMP2592, 771 nucleotides. NCBI's taxonomy places the organism in Eukaryota, Dinophyceae, Suessiales, Symbiodiniaceae. The record is from the annotation of a GenBank genome assembly.
AUGUCUCUCGAGCUGGAGUACCGCAACACGUUUAUCUCGGUCCAGGAGGAGCCCAUGGUGCAGCUCAAGCGCCGAGCCUCCAGCGUCCCUCCAAGGCUUGGGCGUGCUGGGCCUGAGCCCGUGUGCCCAGCCCAGGAACAGGAGGUGGAGGACGGCCAGUACGUGCAGUCUCUCCAGAAGAAGUUGGAGCCCAUCUUCGCAUGCAAGGAAGUGGAGCUCCAGUCCAAUGCAUCCACCGAAGAGCCAAUGGUCGGCCACAUACCUUCGAAUGAUACUUUCGAGGGGGAUGAGUCGCCGAAGGAGAGCAAGCCGAAGUGCAAUCCUGGCAGUGCGGGCCACCCUGAGCUGUGCCGCCGCCCGUGCAUUUACUUUGCAAUGGGCAAGUGCAGCAACGAGGCUGACUGCAACUUCUGCCACUUGUCUCACAGCAAUCGCUCCGCGACGUUGGACAAGAGCCAGCGACAGCUGAUCAAGGAGAUGAGCCAGCACGAGUUCCUGUCCAUGGUGUUGCGAUGCCUGCAGUCGAAAGCUGCAGAGGGACAUUUCGAGCUUGACGCGGAAGAUGUGCUGCAGCUGUUCCAGGUGCAGAUCAGCCAGAUGAGGGCAACUUCCAGCAAGGUGGCCAAGACCAAAGUCAUGAACCUCGAAAGAGCUCUUUCCCGGAUGACCUUCUUCAGCGUUGCCAGCCUCACCUCUCGCAUGAACCUCAGCGGCAGCUUCCUUGACGCGUGCAAGGAGAAGGUCGGUGAGCUGAGACAGAGGCUUGCAUAG